AUGUCAGGACGAAAGACUAAAAAUCAACUGAAAAGGUUUAAUAAUUCAAACAAUUCACAAAAUGAAAGUAACACAGAAUUAAUAAAUUUAAUGGAAAUGUUUCCUGAUUGGACGGAAGAUGAUUUAAAACCUUUAUUGAAUGAAAAUGAUUUUGAAACAGUAAUUGAUUUAAUAGUUAAUGGUAAAGUAAGUAAAUGGGAAAGUGCUAAAAAACCUGUAAAUAAAGAAACCAAACCUAAAGAGUCACACCCUCAUCCAUAUAAAGAAGUUUCACAUAAAGAAGUUAAAGAUACUCGAGAUAUAACCAAGAAAGAUAAAAAGAAGAAACCUGUAAAGAAGGCUGUCAAUGGCACUUCAUCAGUUCCAGUAGCAAAUGGAUCAUCCACAUCAAAUGGUACAACUGCUGCUCCAGUCAAUGGAGGUUCUUCUUGGGCUGCUGCAUUAUCUGAAACCAAAAAGGAAGUUGCUGUGCAAUCUGAAGAACCUGUAGAACAACCUGUAGAAGAAAAGAAAAUAGCUGAAGAACCAAAGAAAGAAAAGAAGGAAAGAAAAGAAAAGAAGAAGGUAGAAAAGAAAGAAAAGGAAGAAAAAGUUGAAAAGAAAGAACCAAAAGUUGAACAAAAGAGUACUUGGGCAUCAAUGUUAACACCAAAACCAAAACCUGCUCCUGUUAAAAAGGAAAAGAAGAUUGAAGACAUACCAAUUGCUGAAAUUCAAGAAAUGAUUCCUAAAGUUCCACAACCUGAACCUGAAAAGGAAGUUGAACCAGUGGUUGAACCUGAACAACCAGUUGCUGAACCAGUUGCUGAACCAGAAUCAGUUCCUGAACCAGCUCCAGUCAAAGAAGAAGUUGUUGAAAAGAAUGAACCAUCUGUUAUCUUACCAAACAAUAAUAUCAAUGAUAUUGGUGUAAGUUUUGGAUCAUUGAAUUUGGAAAAAGCUCAAGCUCCAGUUCAAACCCAAGCUUCAGCUCAAACUCAACCAGCUCCAUCACAACAACAAGCUCCUCAACAACCUGCUCAACAACCUCAACAACCACAACAAGCUCCUCAACAAUCUCAACAACAAGCUCCACAACAACCACCACAAUCAGCUCCUGCUGCUGGUCAACCACCAGCUCCAGGUCAACCAGGUUAUGAAUACUAUUAUAAUCAACAACCACAAAGUCAAUAUGGAGGUUUUGAUUAUUCUAACUACAAUGCUCAAUUAUUAGCUGCCCAACAAGUUGCUUUACAACAAAUGGCUGCUCAAAAUCCAAUGAGUACUCAAUCAAAUCCAAUGAUGCCAAAUAAUUCCGGUAAUCAACCACAAAAUCCAACUAGUUCUAAUGGGGAAUUUGAAAGUAGUCCAGUUAACUUAAAUCAACAAUAUUUAAAUCAACAAGUACCACCAGGUCAACCACCAUUUGGUUAUCCACCAUAUUAUAAUUAUUAUUAUAAUCAACAAUUUUACAAUCAAUUCCCACAACCAGGACAACCAGGACAACCAGGACAACAAACUCCACAACAAUCACAAUCUCAACCAACUUCACAAUCCAACCAAACUCCAUCAAUGGCUAAUCAACAACCAACAGGUCAACCACCAAUGCCACAACCUGGUCAACCUCAACAACCUCAACAACCUGGUCAACAACCAUUUUAUGGAUUCCAACAAUAUCCACAAUACGGAUUUCAAGAAUCUCAAUAUAGAGGUUGGUAUUAG
This is a messenger RNA of Yamadazyma jaroonii, 1701 nucleotides long. NCBI's taxonomy places the organism in Eukaryota, Fungi, Ascomycota, Pichiomycetes, Serinales, Debaryomycetaceae. The record is from the annotation of a GenBank genome assembly.